ACCAUCAUUCAACUCUUCCUCCCUUUCCCUCUCUUUUCUCCAUCACUUUCUCCCUGCUACCUUUUCUGAUCUCUUUCUUUUUCUCUUCCUCCUUUCCCUUUUCUCCCUUCCCUUCCUCAUUCUUCCUAGAUCUAGGUUUGUACAAACCCAGUUUUUUAGGUUUUGAAACCUAGAAUUCUGGGUUCUUACGAAUCUGUUCUUCAAACCCGUCCCUUCUACCUUCUCCAAUCGUCCAUCCCCUUCUUUCUUUCUUCCCCUCUCCUAUGCAUCCUCUUUCAUUAAACCUAACAGAUUUGGAUUCAUGAACCCCCUCGGCUAUGGGUUGGCAUGGAACCUAGAUGAAUUGCCCGGUUUCGAACGAACCCGGAUAUGAGUUUGCGUGUACCUAGAUGAAUAGGGUUCAAAUGAACCCAAAUCUGGGUUUGUUCGAACCUUGUUCUAGGUAAAAAAAACAGAACCUUGGAAAACUUUGAUCUCGAUGCUAGAAGGGAUAGUCCUCGGGACACUUUGCUGGAACAUAUGAUGAGAAGCAUUGUGAAAAAAGGAGAACCACAGGAGCUACCUUUGUUUGAUUUUGAUAGCAUGGUAGUUGCUACCAACAACUUCAGCAUGGCUAAUAAACUUGGGCAAGGAGGAUAUGGGCCAGUUUAUAAGGGAAAGCUACAUGAUGGAACAGAUGUAGCAGUCAAGAGACUCUCUAGUAGCUCAGGACAAGGUCUAGAAGAGUUCAAGAAUGAAGUCAGUGGCUAUAUGUCUCCUGAGUAUGGAUUGGCUAGAAUAUUUUCUGAGAAAUCAGAUGUCUUUAGCUUUGGAGUUCUGCUAUUAGAGAUUGUUAGUGGCAAGAAGGUUACCAGGUUCCUCUAUAACGAUGAAUAUCUAAGCCUUCUUUCCCAUGCAUGGCAACUAUGGAAUAAAGGCAAGGAGCUAAACUUAAUUGAUGAAGCACUGGCUGAUUCAUUUUCCUCGACUGAAGUAAAGAGGUGCAUACAGGCUGCUCUUCUCUGUGUUCAGGACCAUGCUGAAAAUAGGCCAACCAUGGCAGCUGUGAUUUCCAUGCUAAGCAGUGAAACAGAGCUUUUGCAGCCAAAAGAACCUACUUUUACAUUCCAUAGUCCAUCAAAAUUUGAUCAACCUAAUGACAACAAUCCAAACUCCGUAUCCUCUCCAUCGCAAUUACUCUUUUCCCUUGUUAGAUAUCUGUUAUUCCCUAACGCCAUGCCUAUCAUCAAUGCUGGUCCUCAGCACCACCAGCGUGAGGGUCUCGUGCUCAAGGACCCUGGACCCGCUGGGUUCGCUUUCAUUUUUUGUCCAGCUUUGUCGAAUGGAAAUUCUGGGGUGAGUUAUCAAUAGCCGUUAGCCAUGAACAAGAUUUUUACUUUCUCUCUGUUUGUGGUUUUAAGAUUGAUGGGUUCCGCCUAAUAUUGUUUGAAAGCUACAUUUUUUUCAAUAAAAUAAUGCUCAAGUG
Messenger RNA from Rubroshorea leprosula, 1465 nucleotides. The record is from the annotation of a GenBank genome assembly. Lineage: Eukaryota; Viridiplantae; Streptophyta; Magnoliopsida; Malvales; Dipterocarpaceae.